Messenger RNA from Choloepus didactylus (southern two-toed sloth), 819 nucleotides. RefSeq names its product fibroblast growth factor 5 (gene FGF5). Gene Ontology annotation, biological process: positive regulation of cell population proliferation; positive regulation of gene expression; regulation of cell migration. The coding region runs from base 1 to 819 and encodes 272 amino acids. Gene Ontology annotation, cellular component: cytoplasm. Lineage: Eukaryota; Metazoa; Chordata; Mammalia; Pilosa; Megalonychidae. Gene Ontology annotation, molecular function: fibroblast growth factor receptor binding; growth factor activity. The transcript is spliced from 3 exons. The record is from RefSeq and is a predicted model, not a curated record.
AUGAGCUUAUUCUUCUUCUUCCUCCUCUUCCUCAGUCACCUAAUCCUCAGCGCCUGGGCUCACGAGGAGAAGCGCCUCGCCCCCAAAGGGCAACUCGGACCCGCUGUCACUGAUAGGAACCCGGGACAAGCCAACGGUGGCAGGAGCAGCAGUAGUAGCACGACUUCUUCUUCUUCUUCUUCCUCUGCUUCCUCCGUCCCGGCGGCUUCUCUGGGCAGCCAAGGAAGCGACUUGGAGCAGAGCAGUUUCCAGUGGAGCCCCUCGGGGCGCCGGACUGGCAGUCUGUACUGCCGAGUGGGCAUCGGUUUCCAUCUACAAAUCUACCCGGAUGGCAAAGUCAAUGGCUCCCACGAAGCCAAUAUGUUAAGUAUUUUGGAAAUAUUUGCUGUGUCUCAGGGGAUUGUAGGCAUACGAGGAGUUUUCAGCAACAAAUUUUUAGCGAUGUCAAAAAAGGGAAAACUCCAUGCAAGUGCCAAAUUUACAGAUGAUUGCAAGUUCAGGGAGAGAUUUCAAGAAAACUGUUAUAAUACCUAUGCCUCAGCAAUACACAGAACUGAAAAAACCGGGCGGGAGUGGUAUGUGGCGCUAAAUAAAAGAGGGAAAGCUAAACGAGGCUGCAGCCCCCGGGUUAAACCCCAACAUGUUUCUACCCAUUUUCUGCCAAGAUUCAAGCAGAUGGAGCAGCCAGAACUUUCCUUCACAGUUACUGUUCCUGAAAAGAAAAAGCCACCUAACCCCGUCAAACCAAAGGUUCCCCUUGCUGCUCCUCGGAAAAGUCCCAACACAGUGAAAUACAGACUCAAGUUUCGUUUUGGAUAA